Messenger RNA from Agrilus planipennis (emerald ash borer), 1192 nucleotides. RefSeq names its product zinc finger protein 525-like. Lineage: Eukaryota; Metazoa; Arthropoda; Insecta; Coleoptera; Buprestidae. The transcript has 5 exons. The record is from RefSeq and is a predicted model, not a curated record. Gene Ontology annotation, molecular function: DNA-binding transcription factor activity, RNA polymerase II-specific; RNA polymerase II cis-regulatory region sequence-specific DNA binding. Gene Ontology annotation, biological process: regulation of DNA-templated transcription. The annotation marks the transcript as partial.
UUACAAAUCACAUGAUUCAACAGGUAAAAAUUUCAAAAUAAUAUGUGGCUAUGUUCAUUAAUGUUAUGAUUUUUUCAUUUAAUUUGUGCAGUUUUAGGGGAAUUCUAUAAAAUGAGCAUAUUAACAGAAUAAGCAUUAUAUCAUGAGCGAUAUAGAAUGUCCACAAUGUAAAAAGAUAUUGAAGGAUUCAGCUAGAAGAUUAGUUCAAGAUAGUUGUGGCCAUAAGAAAUGUAGAUUGUGCCUAUUAGCAGAUGAAAUAGGAUGCCCUCAAUGUUCUACAGAUAAAUGCAUCGGUAAUAAUAAUAGCGAUUCUUCAAUAAAUGAUAUUAAAUUAAUAAAAGACUUGAAAAUUGAAAAACAUCAGACCACAGUUAUAACGUGUAACAAAUUUUGUGUCAAAAACAAAACAUCAAAUGUGGGUAAUUCAUUAAAGACGAACAAAAAGGAAGUAGAAGAAAAUGCUCAAACACAGAAUGAAAUACGUAAUAAGGACGUUUUAAUACAAACCCAAUCCAACAAGCGUAAAUAUGAUCUCUUUACAUUACCUAGUCAUAUUACAGUCAUAAAAAACAAUGGGGACCAAUAUAAAUGUAAUGUUUGUCAAAAAACGUUUUACACAAAGUAUUACGUAAACAACCAUAAGUAUUGUGCAGAAGGAACAAAGCCAUUUAGCUGUGAUAGAUGCAAGAAAUCAUUUGUAACUAAAUCACAAUUAGAAGCUCAUGUGUUGGUCCAUUUAGAUGUAGCACCUUAUCCUUGCAACAGUUGUAGUAAAUCUUUCAAAGAGAAGAGUAAGCUAAAAAGACAUAAACUGACUCACACUAAAUCGACAUCGUUUAUGUGUCAAACAUGUGGGAAAGGCUUUAAAAGUAAAGAUUAUCUCAAAAUACACUCAUAUAUUCAUGAAGAGGAAAAGCCAUUUAAAUGCAAAAUUUGCAAUAUAAAGUUUUCAAAUUCAUCCAACUUAAAGAAACAUCUUUUAAAGCAUUCAAAAGAGAAAAAUCAUAUGUGUGAUCAGUGUGGGAAAAGAUUUAAGUCGAGGUGGUCGUUGACAGUUCAUAGGAGAUCGCAUGCUAGACUGAGGGUUCAUAAAUGUUCAGAAUGUUCUAAAGCUUUUAUUAAUGCUAAAGAAUUACGAAGACAUUUAUUGACUCACAUAGAUUUAAAGCCCUAUUCCUGCGGGUCGUGUGAG